GAGAGACCAUGUCUAUGAUUGGUCCCUCCGUGACAAGGAUUUAAUUUUGAAUUUUUCUUUAUGGCGUGGGAGAGGCCACUGCCCGGACUCCAUCUAAUCCCCAGGCUCUUAGACUAAAAUCAUGCCCAAGUUCAAACAACGAAGAAGAAAGCUCAAAGCCAAAGCCAAAAGAUUAUUAAAAAAAAAAGAAGCCUCUCACUUACAAUGCAAGCUAAUUACACCUCCUCCUCCACCACCCUCACCUGAAAGAGUGAUUAUUUCUUCAACAGAUAUAUCCUAUAGCAGAAACUGGCUAAGAUCAUCCUGGAACUUCAAUUUUCCCAACAUCAAAGAUAGAAUAAAACUUUGGACAAAUAGAGUAUGGUCUAUAUACACCUGGUGCCAGAGCUUCAUAGCCCAGAGUUUAGAAGUAUUGAAAGACACCAUCUUUCCAUCCCGUAUCUGCCACCGAGAACUUCAGGGACUAAAACAACAGUUCUGCAUUUUGGAAAGUGAAUUAUGCAAGCUCCAGGAAGCACUGAAGGCCAGCUCAGAAAGUUCUUUGUGUCCAAGCUGUGGUCAAACGUGUCACAUGAGUAGUAAACUUACAACUGUGCCUACCUGUGCUCUAACCACUUCGGGAGAAUCCGGAACUGGAGCUGUACUUCCUCCCACACUGCCACAGGCAGCCAGCCAUCUUCCUCCUCCUCCACCUCCACCACCGCCCCCUCCACCUCCUCCUCUGCCUCCUCCCCCACCACCACUAGCACCUUUGCUGCUCAGAAAAUCCCACCUCACUAGAGCACUUCAGACUAGACCAUUAAAAAAAGAUGGACCCAUGCAGAUAACAGUUAAAGAUCUACUCAAUGUGAAAUUAAAGAAGACACAGAGUUUUGAUGAAAGGAGGAAGCUUGUACCAUCACCGAAGGCACGGAAUCCACUAGUUACUGUCUCUGACCUGCAGCGUGUUACCCUGAAACCUAACUCCAAAGUGUUAUCAACUCGAGUUACAAAUGUCUUAAUUACUCCUAGUAAAAGCCAGAUAGAUCUGCGCAAACUGCUUAGAAAAGUCGACGUAGAGAGGAGCCCAGGUGGUACCCCCCUUACCAAUAAAGAAAAUAUGGACACAGGAACUGGACUUACCCCAGUAAUGACCAGGGCCUUGAGGAGAAAGUUUCAGCUGGCUCACCCUAGAAGCCCAACUCAAGCUCUACCACAUUCUACAAGCAGCUUUGAUGAACAAAACUGAUGCCAACUCUGCCUAACUCCAUGUGAUGAUCCAUAAAAUAUACCAAGCCAGGCAUGGUGGUGGGAUCCUGUAAUCCCAGCUACUUGGGAGGCUGAGGCAGGAGGAUUCAGCCCAGGAGUUCCAGGCCAGCUUGGGCAACAUAGUGAGAUCCCAUCCCUAAAA
Messenger RNA from Lemur catta (Ring-tailed lemur), 1390 nucleotides. RefSeq names its product proline rich 11 (gene PRR11). The transcript has 10 exons. NCBI's taxonomy places the organism in Eukaryota, Metazoa, Chordata, Mammalia, Primates, Lemuridae. The record is from RefSeq and is a predicted model, not a curated record. Bases 122 to 1228 code for a protein of 368 amino acids. Gene Ontology annotation, cellular component: nucleus; cytoplasm.